AACUCAUCUUCAAAAAAGAUGUCCACUGAGUCACAAGAUAAUUCUAGUCAUUCCGAUGAGUCCAUCACUAGUGAGAAGCUUGAAGAUAUGACAUGGGAAGAAAUUAAUGACCCUAUGGAAGCUCAGCUUGAAGCUCGGUUGGAAGCUCAACUUGAAGCGAGAUUGAUGGCUCACCUAGCUGGUUGCUCUAAUCAGCCGGGGGGCUACACAAGGAGGUACAUUAGUAGAGAUCAUGAAGAGGACCACAACAGAUUAUUUGCUAAAUAUUUUUCUGAGAGUCCAUUGUACACAGAUGAUCAGUUUCGGAGGAGAUUUCGCAUGAGAAGGCAUAUUUUUUUGCGCAUUGUACAAGCUCUUGGUGUUUGGUCUCCAUAUUUUCGUCUAAGGCGAGAUGCAUUUGGUAAGGUGGGUCUAUCACCAUUGCAAAAAUGCACCGCUGCCAUGCGAAUGUUGGCAUAUGGUACACCGGCUGAUCUUAUGGAUGAGACCUUUGGGGUUGCAGAAAGUACAGCAAUGGAGUGCAUGAUAAAUUUUGUUCAAGGUGUGCGGCAUUUAUUUGGUGAACAAUAUUUGCGCAGGCCUACCGCAGAGGAUAUUCAACGUUUACUUCAAUUUGGAGAGGCGCAUGGAUUUCCUGGGAUGUUGGGGAGUAUUGACUGCAUGCAUUGGGAAUGGCAAAGUUGUCCAGUUGCAUGGAAGGGCCAAUUCACACGUGGCGACUAUGGAGUACCCACUAUUAUGCUUGAAGCAGUUGCUUCUUUAGAUUUAUGGAUUUGGCAUGCUUUCUUUGGUGCUGCUGGUUCAAACAAUGAUAUUAAUGUGUUGGACCAGUCCCCAUUAUUCACUGAAAUGAUACAAGGAAGAGCACCUCCUGUUCAGUUUACCAUCAAUGGUACACAAUAUAACAUGGGAUACUAUUUAGCUGAUGGAAUUUAUCCGGAGUGGGCUGCAUUUGCCAAAUCAAUCACCAGGCCCCAAAGUGCUAAGCACAAAUUAUAUGCGCAGCGUCAAGAAUCAGCAAGAAAAGAUGUGGAAAGAGCCUUUGGGGUUUUGCAAAAACGUUGGGCCAUCAUACGUCACCCGGCGCGUAUUUGGGAAAGGGAAGAGCUUGCAGAUAUAAUGUAUGCAUGCAUUAUUUUGCACAACAUGAUAGUUGAGGAUGAGAGAGGUUCAUAUGAUAUACCGGAUGACAAUACAUAUGAACAAGGGCAGUAUUCUCCUCAAAUGACAGGGCUUGACCAUGGACCAAUAUAUGGAUUUCAAGAGGUUUUAGAGCAAAACAAGGCUAUCCAUGACCGACAAACACAUCGGCGUCUGAAGGGAGAUUUGAUAGAGCACGUGUGGCAGAAAUUUAGUGGUCAGCAACAAUAAGAUUAGAUUUUAAUAGUUCCAUAUCAACCUUGUAUUUUACUAGUUUGAUUUGUCUUUACCAAUUUAGAAUCUAAAUGUUUGCUUCCAGAAGUACUUGUAUUUGUAUGUCAAAUGUAUUACUUUUUAUCAGAUACGUAUUCUAAUAGGGACUAUGUACACUAGUUA
Messenger RNA from Oryza brachyantha (malo sina), 1536 nucleotides. RefSeq names its product protein ALP1-like. The record is from RefSeq and is a predicted model, not a curated record. Lineage: Eukaryota; Viridiplantae; Streptophyta; Magnoliopsida; Poales; Poaceae. The coding region runs from base 19 to 1371 and encodes 450 amino acids. The transcript has a single exon.